CGGUUUGGUGGAAGAGUAAAGAUGGCGCCCACCCACGUAUUGAGAUGCUGUCAACGGGGCUUAGCUUGGAUACCUGUUAUUUUUAUCGCCCUAGUCGUAUGUUGGUCUUACUAUGCGUACGUCGUAGAGCUCUGCAUUUUCACCAUCCCCAGCAUAGCAGAAAAGAUCAUCUACAUGGUGUUCUUCCAUCUGUCCUUCGUCAUGUUUGUGUGGUCCUACUGGAAGACCAUCUUCACCAGACCAGCCAACCCCUCCAAAGAGUUCUGCUUGCCUAAGGCAGAGAAGGAGCAGUAUGUGAAGGAGGAGAGACCAGAGUCGCAGCAGGAGAUCCUGUGGAGGGCUGCCGCUAACCUGCCCCUCUACACACGCACCGGGGCUGGAGCGAUCCGCUACUGUGACCGGUGUCAGGUGAUUAAACCAGACCGCUGCCACCACUGUUCUGCCUGCGACAUGUGUGUGCUGAAGAUGGACCAUCACUGCCCCUGGGUGAACAACUGUGUGGGAUUCUCCAACUACAAAUUCUUUAUUCUGUUCCUGUGCUACUCUCUGGUGUACUGUUUGUUCAUUGCAGCCACCGUACUGCAGUAUUUCAUCAAGUUCUGGACACUUUGCCGGAGGAAAUCGGCAGAGAACUGCCCCAAGAAUGAGCUGCCAGACACUCACGCCAAAUUCCAUGUCUUGUUUCUCUUUUUUGUGGCGGCCAUGUUCUGCAUCAGCAUUCUCUCCCUCUUCAGCUACCACCUGUGGCUCGUAGGGAAGAACCGGUCCACCAUAGAGGCAUUCAGGGCUCCAGUGUUCAGAACAGGUUCUGAUAAGAACGGUUUCUCUCUGGGCUUUGGGAAGAACAUCGCCCAGGUGUUUGGAGACGAGAGGAAGUUCUGGCUGCUACCCAUCUUCACCAGUCAGGGUGAUGGACUGACGUUCCCAUCACGGCUUGUCAACAUUGACCCAGAACAGCCCACAGUCAGCUUGCAGCCAGAGGCCAAUAAAAGUAUUGAAGACGUCCCGGCCAGUCCUCUCAGCGAGUCUCAGAACCAUCUCCUUGGCAACGAGCAGCAUGCCAACAACGUCACAGAACACCUGGAGAAUGACACUGGGAGUGAGACCAUCACAAUCAUCAUGGAGAGGGAGUCAUAACAAGGAGAAGAAACCAGCCAUCUAAUAUGAUGCCUUAAGUAUACCACCAUUUUUUCUUUUCUUUGGCACCAUGGAAACAGUCUCCCAACGCGUCCCUGUAGUUCCGAAAAUGUCACACUCAGCAUAACCAUGGAAACGGACUCCUUUCACGCAUCACCAUAGAUAUAGCCUUGUCUUUUAAUCAUCAGAAAGUUAAACACACAACUAUUUAUGCAGUUGCACAGAAGAACCACGCACAGCCUACUGUAAGCAUAUUUUUAUUUUAGUUGACUGUGACCCGAUUGUCCACCCAGGACUGUUAAUGGAUCUCAGCAUCACUUGAUGAUGGCAGGAAAAGUAAUCAGUCUUCACACUUCAGAGUGGAGAAUGCCUGUGCCAAAAGCUGACAGACUGGGUGUUAAAUGGACCAGGGCUGAGGAAGGACCUGGACUGGGAGAAGACUAAAUCUGAGCUGGGAGGUACUGGGACAUAAUAAUUUUGUACAGAUUUUUCACCCAACAUUUAUAAAAUGGAUGUUAUGAAGCUGGAAGAUAUCACCAAGAAACCUAAUUUUGUUUACAAAUAAUUUAGGGGUGUUUGGUUUGUACUAUCGAUAGACGUUACAAAGGGUGCCUAAAAGACAACCUGGACUAUACAAAGAAGACCCAUUGGAGGGGAUGCUGGACUAAACCAAUUUUAAAGUGAAAUGGGGGGUCUCCAACCGGGUUUUGAUCAUGUCAUCACACAACAUGGCGCAUUUGCACUCUCAUGAUUACGUUUUAUUAUCCAUCAUGUUCUGCAUUCUUCAUGUCCAAAAACAGAUUAAGAAAGGUGUGUCCUUGAGUGGGUGUGUGUGUAGUCAGAUUUGUGAAGAGAGGGUGUGUGUGUGCGUGCAGGCAGGUGCUUGCUGUAACUAACAGCCUAGAAGGAUCAGCUUCAGAUGUUAGUUGAUGGAUGGAUUGAUAGUUUGGUUUACAUUCAUUCCCAAGCUGCUGAAGGGUGUCUUAUGUGAGAGUAUACAGUAUAGCCUCAAGCUCCUCAACCAGUUCUAGCUCAUGGUCAAGUUAUUACACGUUGAUCAAUGAUUAUUUUUAACGUAUCAGAGACUACAACCUUGAACAUCACUUUUCUGAAGGCUGUGUCUGAAAUUACACCCUAUUUCUCCAUAUAGUGUACUUUUGACCAGAGCUAUGUAGGGUUUGUGGUUAAACUAGUUUGUUAUAUGGGGAAUAGGCUGUGAUUUGAGAUCAGCCUGAGGUCACCAUUCAUUGCCAAAUAAAGGGCUGACCAAUCAGCUGCUCUGACCUCUGAACUGGGAGUGUUUACAACACCAGAUACCAUAGAAUUAGAAUCAUAGACCAUUGAAUGGGAAUGUCCAUUUUAGUAUUCUAGUCAUUCUAGUUCUAUGCUUAAUACAUCUCUGCUCUCACGUCAUUGGCCUGUGUCAUGGAAACCAAAUUAAACUGCUUAUCGUUGUGACUUGAUGUUUUUAAGGUUUACCCAUAUGUGCCCAGUGCCUACCUGUUGAGGCUUGGCCACCCUGCGGUACUGACGCUGGCCAGCAGGUGGUGACACCUCUCAGCUGUCUAGCGACCUUCUGUUGUACAGUACUUGUUGUUCCUCCAAAACGAGGUGCCUCACAGUUUAGGUCUAAAGUGGACCAGUAUGUAUUAUAUGCAGUAAGAUUCCCUGUGGUGUGAAAGUGUUCGGGGCUCAGUUUGCGUGAACUGUGAGGUGGUGGUGUAGUGUGUCCAUGUGUCAAAACAGCUGUGAUUGGAAGGUGUCAGUGACAGGGGUGGACAGAAUCUGCGGGGGGGCAUAUUUUCCUCAACUGGUUUUAGAUAAAUGGAAAAGCGUUUCAAAACUUUACAGUUUUAUCCUCAGUUGAAGUCAAAAGUGAAGACAACCGUUAUAAAGGUAGUGAUAUAGGACAUUUCCCGUAGAUUACUCCUGGCCAUAGCAAUGUACAAGUUUACAGACCAGAGGUGUGGGGUAAGUUAGUUGUAGGCAUAGAGGUGUGUGUCAUUGCGUAUUGUGGUUUAAGUUCUGAAUGUAAUAAGGAGGGAUAAUGAUGAUAUUUUAUACAGUUAUGGAACCCCUACCUCUAGGUUCUUGUGUAAUUCUGGAACGAUUGGAUAUGUAUAAGCAAUAUGGUGAAAAGCUACCACCAUAUUGCUUAUACCUAUCCAGUCCUUUGCAUCUCGACAAGUGCUCUUGGUUGAGUGGCAAGGGAUCCAAUUUGGAAUGAGGCCUUUGAGUGUGUGGCCUUUUGAACCUCCUCUAGUUGUUCUUUCAUUCUAGUUUGAACUCCUGGCCCCGGCGAUGGUCAUUGUUUGUUUAGCUCCUCCCUCAUAAGCCAAUGAACCCGAGACAGGAUUAUUUCACUCAGAAUGGUGUCCUUGGUUAUACUGAGGUAAGGUUGCUACCGGACAAGGUUUAUAAAUUCACUCUGCUGGAACUCUGAAUAGUUAUCCCUGUGUUCUACACUUUGUGUUCUAGAACCCAUAAUUAAAAUGCUGUUUCUUUUCAUAUGGCCACAAUUUUUUCUACCUAAUAGAUUUACUUACAGCUCCACUCCGAACUACUUGACCCAGAGACUAAGAACUCGUUGUUUGACAUUAAUUGGAGUGCUCCGUUUUAAUUCUGGGAGAAUACACUUCAUUAAACACACGUGGCCUUUACAUUAGAUUUUGAUCAAAGUCUGUGUAAAUAACAUGCGGCUAAUGCUCAUCAGCAUGGAGCUCAGCUGGAAAUGUGUUUAUGGGGAUAGAUGGGAGGUUGUGGUGUUAAAACAGCCAUAUUAUUUAUACAACUAGAUCCAUUUAUUUUGACCCUACAAGACUCCAUCAACUGUUCCCACCAUUAUACCUGAAUCCACAAUAGUGACUCCUGUCAAAGGGGAAGAAGAUUCGGAUCAUUCUUGUCAUAUUUUAGGGGGGUUGAUUUGACUAACCCACACCCAUGUGUCUUCUGCAUGUACAGUGCAGAUGUAUUUGUACUCUGCUUAUUGCAAGCUUUGACCUAUAAUUUUUUUCAAUGUCAUGUUUUACAAAGUGUACUGUGUGUAAUAUAUAUAUAUAUUGAUAAUGUAAAAAAAAAAGAAAAAAAAGGUGUCAGCCUAUCUAUUUUUCUUGUCUGAUUUUAAUUUUUCCUGUUCCUAUUUUGUGAAUGAAGUACAUGCCUCUAUAAACUAUUAACGUGAAAAAAAUAACAAUAAAUGUUUUUUAAAACCUG
Oncorhynchus kisutch (coho salmon) is the source of this 4350-nucleotide messenger RNA. RefSeq names its product palmitoyltransferase ZDHHC20. The record is from RefSeq and is a predicted model, not a curated record. Bases 22 to 1137 code for a protein of 371 amino acids. Gene Ontology annotation, molecular function: palmitoyltransferase activity. The transcript is spliced from 14 exons. Lineage: Eukaryota; Metazoa; Chordata; Actinopteri; Salmoniformes; Salmonidae.